AUGCGCCAAUCUCAGGCUUUGGUGCUUUUGGGCGUCAUAGCUCAAAAUGGGUUCGUUACAGCUGGUUCCUUACCACGUGGUGUUGGUCCAGAAUUUGUAAAAUUCUACGAAAUCAAAGAUACCUUCACAUGCAUUGGCCACCCUUCGAUAACUAUCCCUGCCUCUCGAGUCAAUGACAAUUCGUGCGACUGUCCUGAUGGCACAGACGAACCUGGCACUGCGGCGUGUGCUCUACUAGAUCGUCUCUCCCCGGAGCAACCUUUGCCUGCUUCCCUCUCCGGUACUACAAACACCACAAAUGCUCUACCUGGCUUUUGGUGUGCCAACAAGGGCCAUAUCGGCACAUAUGUCCCUUUUAUGUACGUGAAUGAUGGUGUCUGCGACUACGAUCUUUGCUGCGAUGGUAGUGAGGAAUACGGAAAUGUGGGCGGAGUUAAAUGCGAGAACAAGUGUGCAGAAAUCGGCAAAGAAUGGAGAAGAAUAGAAAAGGAGCGGAAAGACAACCUGGAGAGAGCUAAUAAGCGCCGGAGGACCAUGGUGAAGGAGUCUAAGGAAUUCCGCCGCCGGGUCGAGGUCAAAAUUGUCAGUCUCACGGAUGAAAUUAAGGAGCUCGAAGUCAAACGAGACGAAUUAAAAGCUAAGCUGGACGAGGUCGAGCGCCAAGAGCGCUUCAAAGUCGUCAAAAAUGAAGGACCUGGAAAACUUGGUGUACUCGCUGGACUAGCUAAGACGAGAGUCAACGAACUACGAGACACCCUGAGCAAAGUCAUGGGCGAGCGUAACAAGCUCACAGCUAAGGUCCAGGAGCUGGAAAGCAUUUUGGCAGCGUUCAAGGAGGAAUAUAACCCUAAUUUCAACGACGAAGGCGUGAAGAAGGCUGUUAGAGCUUGGGAAGAUUACGCCGCCAAGAAGGCCGGAGAAGCUCAGGAACAGCUCAACGAGGAUGAUGUCACAGAAGUUAUGAAGGAGGACAGUGAGGAGUCUGGCAUUAACUGGAAGGAGUUUGAUGAAGAUGAAGCAACUGACACUGAUAUUCUAUACAGUUUCGAGGCUUAUCUCCCUGGUCCGCUUCGUGAAUUCCUCCACGACAAGAUCAACUCCCUCCGGGUGUGGCUAAUCGAAAAUGGCAUGUUGGCUGAUACAGGUUCCGAGAAGAGCGAGUCUCGUCUCGUUAGGGCUGCUCGGGAGGCUCACGACUCCGUUGCUAAUGAUGUCAACGCUAAGAGGCGGACGCUAGAAGAGCAACAGCAGGACCUAAAGAAGGACUACGGCCAAGACGAUAUCUUCCGGUAUCUGAAGGGCAAGUGCAUUACAACUGAGGCCGGCGAGUACGAAUACGAGCUAUGCUGGAUGGACAAGACGAGCCAGAAGAGUAAGAAGGGAGGAGGAAAGACCACCAUGGGUAACUUCGAUCGGUUCGAUUUUGAUGAAUCGGACGAGGAAGAGCGUCAUGACGGUAAGGGCCUAGGUCGGGGUAAGCGUGUGGUUCUAAGGUACGAAAACGGCCAGGGCUGCUGGAAUGGCCCCAACCGCAAGACGGAUGUUUGGCUUGCUUGUGCUGAGACCGAAGAGUUAUGGCGGGUUAGCGAGUUGGAGAAGUGUGUUUACAAGAUGGAAGUGGGCACGCCUGCUGUCUGCGAAGAGACAGUAGAGCCUGGUCAUGCUAAGGACGAAUUGUGA
Daldinia childiae is the source of this 1680-nucleotide messenger RNA. RefSeq names its product Glucosidase 2 subunit beta. Gene Ontology annotation, biological process: N-glycan processing. The transcript is spliced from 3 exons. Gene Ontology annotation, cellular component: glucosidase II complex. Bases 1 to 1680 code for a protein of 559 amino acids. The record is from RefSeq and is a predicted model, not a curated record. Lineage: Eukaryota; Fungi; Ascomycota; Sordariomycetes; Xylariales; Hypoxylaceae.